Messenger RNA from Aspergillus terreus NIH2624, 1662 nucleotides. RefSeq lists its product as uncharacterized. Gene Ontology annotation, biological process: carbohydrate transport; transmembrane transport. The record is from RefSeq and is a predicted model, not a curated record. The transcript has 2 exons. Bases 1 to 1662 code for a protein of 553 amino acids. Gene Ontology annotation, cellular component: membrane. NCBI's taxonomy places the organism in Eukaryota, Fungi, Ascomycota, Eurotiomycetes, Eurotiales, Aspergillaceae. Gene Ontology annotation, molecular function: carbohydrate:proton symporter activity.
AUGGCAGAGAAACACCCCGAGGAUCAUGUUUCUGCAACUCAUAGCGAACAUGCCCACAUGGACAUAGGGUCUGCAGCCGGCAAUGCCGCAUGGGACAAAACAAUCCAGGAGGCAAAGGCCGCUAAUGAGUCAGAGCAUGCCAUGACGGUACGCCAGGCCUUGCGGUCAUACCCCUGGGCUGUGAUGUGGUCUAUCAUAAUUUCAAUGUCAAUCAUUAUGGAAGGCUAUGAUACCAACUUGAUCGGCAACUUUUACGGAUACCCUGCGUUCCAACGUCAAUUUGGCCGGUACUAUUCUGAACACCAUGGCUAUCAAGUCCCACAAUCAUGGCAGUCCGCACUUGGGGCUGGUAGCAAUGCCGGCAGCAUUAUUGGAGCCUUCCUCAACGGAUACCUUAUCAAGCAUUUUGGGUUCAGAAAGGUAUUCAUGGCGGGGUUGUUGUCGAUGUGUGCGUUUAUCUUUGUCUCUUUCUUUGGAAAGACGGUGGGGAUUCAAGUUGCUGGCCAGGUCCUCUGUGGAAUACCAUGGGGCAUGUUUGCGACUAUCGGGCCAGCCUAUUCCUCCGAACUGUUGCCGAUGACGCUGCGCUCGUACUUGACGGCCUAUACAAAUAUGUGUUUUGCAAUCGGUCAGUUCAUUAGCGCCGGGGUACUGCAAAGUCUUCUCAAUCGCCCCGACGAGUGGUCUUACCGGAUCCCAUACGCAGUCCAAUGGGUUUGGCCCGUGCCUCUAUUAGCCAUCGCAUUCUUCAUGCCAGAAUCUCCCUGGUGGCAGGUGCGCCACAAACGUUAUGACGAAGCUGAUAAGACCCUACAACGGCUGCUGGCGAAGCAGUACAAGCACACCUCUCGACAGAUGGUUGCUAUGAUGAUCCACACAGACCAAAUAGAGUCGGAGAUUGAGGCCGGAACUUCAUAUUGGGACUGCUUCAAGGGGAGCAAUCUCCGACGUACUGAAAUUGCAUGCGUGGCAUUUGCCGGCCAGGUCCUGGCUGGCAGCCAGUUUGCUUAUUCUGGGACGUACUUCUUUGAACAGGCAGGAAUGAGCCCUACUAAUGCAUACAAACUUGGACUGGGAGGCACAGCCAUUGCCUUCAUCGGGACCGUCCUCUCAUGGUUCUUAAUGAAGGGUUUUGGGCGCAGGUCCAUGUACCUCACCGGCAUGGGGCUGAUGGCUGUCUAUCUCAUUCUCAUCGGGUUCUUGACGUUGGUGAAGAAUAACAAUAAUGUGGUCUGGGCCCAGUCCGCAUUAUGUAUUCUCUGGCUGUUCACAUUCUCCCUCACUGUUGGUCCGAUGGGUUGGUCCAUCGCCCCGGAAGUCUCGUCCACGCGACUACGUUCAAAGACGAUCUGUCUCGCGCGGAACACCUAUUACAUCGCCAUUGUGGUGGCCAACAGUAUUGAGCCGUACAUGAUGAACCCUGCCGCUUGGAACUGGAGCGGCAAGACUGGGUUCUUUUGGUUUUCAUUUGCUUUUCUAACGUUUGUAUGGGGGGUUUUCCGUUUGACUGAGACGAAAGGUCGGACUUUCGAGGAACUCGACAUCAUGUUUGCCGCCGGGGUCCCGACGCGGAAAUUCCAGGCGUACCAUGUGGAUGCGUAUGCGGAGAACCUGAAUAUUCGAGAUCGUGCAGUGGAGAGGCCGGCGGAUGAGAAGGUGUGA